This is a messenger RNA of Fusarium verticillioides 7600, 2593 nucleotides long. RefSeq lists its product as hypothetical. Gene Ontology annotation, biological process: transmembrane transport. The record is from RefSeq and is a predicted model, not a curated record. The coding region runs from base 771 to 2381 and encodes 536 amino acids. Lineage: Eukaryota; Fungi; Ascomycota; Sordariomycetes; Hypocreales; Nectriaceae. Gene Ontology annotation, molecular function: transmembrane transporter activity. The transcript has 4 exons.
CUCUUUCGACACGCAAGUUCGAUAAGUUGGGCCAUAUUCAUGUCAUCAUUCUUCUAGUCAGUCUAUCCCAUGAAGUGUCUGUCUCUCUCUACGAAUAUUCACUUUACUCGUGUAUCCGACCAAGCGUCUAAAUACUACGAUAAAGUUGGAAAUUCGAUACUUACUUAAUCCUAACUCCAUUGCCUUCAAAUGACAACAGUCACUUCGUGCAAGACACAAAACAUUCAUCGAUACUUCAAUCAUGACCAUGUAUUAAACAAAACAUCAUCGUAUAACAAUAUUGUCCAGUCGCUUCAUCACCCAAAGCCUCACUCAGGUGUCUGAGCUGACCACGGUGAGAACAAUCUCUGUUCACAAUUGGCCGAAACAUUUGUCAUACGACAACGGGGAUCCGAAAACGCGAGAGCCGAGCCAUCCUCUCGAUCAACGUUAGUAGUUCUCAACGUUAAGCGGGAAUUGAUUGCCGUUAUUCAGGUGUUGUAGCCUAUAGUGUACUAAGACCCCCCAAGGUAUGAUGACAGUGGUGGAGCGAAAGUGGUGAUGCGGCAUGAAGAUCGGAGAACGGACUUAGAUCUGAUUUCUAAUUUAUUUCCGAGUCUGCAGAAUCGACACUAGAAGCAUAACAGUGUCAUUGACUUCAAGAGAACUAACGUAACUCACUAGUUAGUAGAUAUCAGAUAUGGCAUACGCUGUGUGUUUAAUAUAAAUAUGAGUCUUGGCUCCCUCAUCGUGGCCGACUGCCCCUAUGCCUUGCAACAUUACCAACAGCCAUGGCCCCUAUACAUCGAAUAUUCUCAUCGGCUAAUAACAAGCCCUAUCGAACUAAGCAACUCGAGGAAGAAAACCCCCCGUACUUAAACGAGGAUGGCUACGUCGACUUUGCACCGGGCGAUAUUCAGAACCCACAGAAUUGGUCUACUGCUCGGCGCUGGUCUGUCACAUUCUCAGCUGUGUUGCUCGUACUGAAUGCCACUUUUGCAUCGAGCUCACCAAGUGGAUGCUUUCCGUCUAUCUCAGAACACUUCCACGUAUCCGAGUUGGUAGCAGGCUUGACAAUCACCCUGUUUUUACUGGGUUACUGUGCCGGACCGCUCAUCUUCGCACCACUAAGUGAGCUCUAUGGAAGAAGAUGGAUCUUCUACAUCACCUUUACGCUAUAUCUCAUCUUUAACUUUUUGUGUGCCUGGGCACCUAACUUUGGCGCCCUCCUUGUCGGUCGUUUCCUCACGGGAACCUUUGUCUCUGCACCCCUCAGCAAUGCACCUGGCGUACUCGCAGACCUGUGGACCCCGAUCGAGCGUGGCAAUGCCAUGGCAGGGUUCUCUGCUAUGGUAUGGGUCGGGCCAGCACUAGGGCCUGUCAUUGCUGGGUUCCUCGAGCUGAAGAAGGACUGGCGUUGGAGUUUCUAUGUGCUUCUCUGGCUUGGUGGUGCAACAGCUCUCAUCAUGUUAACUAUUCCCGAGACACAUGCUCCCACAAUUCUCCUUAAGAAGGCUCGAAGAAUACGGAAGGCAAAGAUUCCUGGAUAUGAGAAUGUAAAAGCUCGUUCUGAAGAGGGUGAUCGUACACUGAAGACUGUGUACCGUAUCGCCUUGACCAGGCCGUGGAUUAUCCUUUUCGACACCAUAUCAUUCCUCUGCGCAGUCUACAUGUCUGUAGUCUACACAUUAUUGUAUAUGCUUUUCAGCAUCUAUCCAAUCGUGUUUCAGCAGCGACGCGGCUGGAACCCCGGUGUCGGAGAGCUGCCCUUGAUUGGGACUGUAAUUGGUGCAUUCAUUGGUGGUGGCAUAGUUUUGAUUGAUACGAGAAUCCGAAAGAAAAAGAUUGAGAAUGGAGACAAACAGAUGGAGCCUGAAGAUAGACUGCCAUUGGCAAUGAUUGGAGGUGUUGGAUUUGCCGUGACCAUGUUCUGGUUUGCAUGGACGGCUGAGUACAAUUCUAUCCAUUGGAUCGUACCGACAUUGGCGGGAACUUUCCUAGCUACAUCUUUGAUGUUGAUCUUCGUGGCUUUCUUGACAUAUCUCGUCGACGUUUAUCUUAUGUACGCGGCAUCUGCUAUUGCAGCUAAUACCAUUGCUCGAUCAGCGUGCGGCGCUGCUGCCCCCUUAUUCACAACACAAAUGUUCGAUACACUGGGAGUUGGUGGUGGUGGAAGUCUGAUCGGAGGAGUUGCUACAGUUCUAGCCGUUAUCCCGUUUCUAUUCUACAGAUACGGUAGGCAGAUUAGAAUCAGAAGCAAAUUUGCACCGACAGAGGAGAAGAGCGAAGCUAGGGAGAAGGAUGAGGAACAGGCCAGCAACAAUGCCACUGCACGGAGGAACAGUAUCUUAUCUCAUUCAGAUAGAGCGAGUAGCUCGGAUACCACAGUGGCCGCAGCAUGAUACUGGAGGUCACAUUAAAGAAACAUGUGAGCUUUUGAUCGACGUUGAUGGAUAAUUCUUGGACAAUUUAUAGGCAGGCCCAGAAUAAUACUACGAAUCUAAAUUAAUCUCCGACAUUUAGAUAACGCGAUGACAGUGUGAGAGAGAAAACCCUUUCAGCUGUGUGUAUGAAUCUUUUUAGUACACCGAGUAUCGGAAUAUGCAUUUGCCGC